Messenger RNA from Bemisia tabaci, 2592 nucleotides. RefSeq names its product noggin. The record is from RefSeq and is a predicted model, not a curated record. Gene Ontology annotation, biological process: negative regulation of BMP signaling pathway; osteoblast differentiation; dorsal/ventral pattern formation. Lineage: Eukaryota; Metazoa; Arthropoda; Insecta; Hemiptera; Aleyrodidae.
CCUCCGACACCUCCGACCAUCCUUAUCCUCCUCCGACUAUCCUUAUCCUCCUUCGUCUUCCAGGGCAUCGGCGUCCCCCGUCCCUCGGACAUCCAACCGCUCCACGCUCCGCGGUAAUCCGAGAUCUCCGGUCUCUUUCCCGGAUUAUUUUUAAAUCGUUUUGAUUCCAUCGCGAACAUUUCGCGGACGCAAAGGCGCAAAGACAACUAAAUAAUUCGUCGCCUGGUGAAGAUCUACCUAACCGUGCCCCCUCUUUCUUAAUACCGGGGUGGAAACGCUCGCGGUAGUGAUCGCGCUUUUUUCCUUUGUUUUUGGUUUUUUUCUGACGUUCACUGCUGUUUUCCAUUCGUUAUUGUUCCGUUUCUCGCAUGUUGAGCGCUUCACUCCGGAUCUCUUCUCUUGCGCGAUGUAUUUGUUUUCCGACGGCAUCAAGAAGAACUACGGAUCGUCGGUGUUUUUCAUUUAGGCUCCGUCGGUAUGUGCUAGCGAACCAGUUUUUACCCCAGGAAGCUGAGCGAAGUUGACGAAACCGGGAUAAGAUAUAACAGGGCUCGAUGAUGUUCGUGCAGUGGCUAUGCUGGUGCUGUCUUUACGCGACAGUCUCUUCGUCUGCAAUGCAAGAUCCAGAAGAGGUCAGCGUUCCUAAGCGGACAGACCACAUUAACAAGACACCCUCUCCUUCAUAUGCAUUCAGGUCGUCAUUGAGCAAGGACAACACGGGGCUCAUAGGGGCCUCUCCAGCGGCUCUGCUGGGCCCGGGCAACUCUCCCAUGCACAUUCCGCUCAAGUUCUGGGAGAACCCCCGCAAGUCGGUCAUGAAACCUCGCCGUAAGGAUCUCCUCGAGCCCCAUCUCAUGAAACUUCUCGGCAAGGAUUUCGAUUACAAGUGGAUGCGGCGAUCAAAAGAACAAACUGUCCCAUCCCUGGUAGGCAAAGGCGAGGCGGAAGGAAAGACUAUAAGAGCACUACGGGCUCUGGUGAGUCAGAACCACAGCCACGACGAGCUGUUACAACUGCCGGGGAACCUGCCUGAUCAGUACAAGGAGCUGGUAAAGCAGUGGCUGGUCCGGCGGGCCACGUGCCCGGUGCGGUUUGCCUGGGUGGAUUUAGGUCCCUACUUUUGGCCCCGUUGGAUCAGCAAGGGAGAGUGCAUCAACGAUCAGGCUUCCUGUAGUUGGCCUCCCGGCAUGUCCUGCACUCCGAGCACUCUCAAAGUCAUCAACAUCCUUCGCUGGCAUUGCAGAUUGCGGAGGCCAGACGAGAAAAGGAAACAAAAGCCCGAGAAUACGAUGACGCCUCAAAAGGGGACGAAAGAGUACCAGAAGAUGAAGAAGCGAAAAAAGUACAAGUGCAUGUGGGUCAAAGUUCCCUAUUCGGUAACUGAAGAGUGUUCUUGUUCUUGUUCUAAAAAUCUGUUGUAAAUAUUAGGUACAAAUACAUUAAAAUGUGAAUUUAUAUAAACAUAUGUUCAUGUUUGAAUUUUAAGACUUACGAGUUACGAUUGCGUAGCGAAUUUUUUAAUUCAGAUAGCUUCUCGUUGUUGUAAAUUACACUGCGGUAUGGAUGGUAAACGUUCCCGGUGCUAGAAAAAAAGAAAGUAAAAAAACCAGGGGAACGCAAUUUUCUUCUUGAAGAGGAUUAAUAGCUGAUAUUUAUGAGGCAUACUUUGAUAUAAUAAUUUUAGUAUAGAUGACUUGGAGGAGAAAGUUUAGCUUAAAAGUACGCUUUAAACCCUUUUGGUAUUUUCAUGCAUGAAAGUGAAUGGAUUUUUACGUGUGAAGAAGGGCAUAUCAUGUCAAAGUUUUCAAAUCACAUUUGACCUAAAAUUUACAUUCAAGUUGUACAUAUUCCAUGCAAAGAUGAUCAUGGACAAGCAUGGACCAUGCAGUUUGCAAAUGCGUGCGUUUGCGUAAUUUGUUGAAUUACCUACAAACUUACCUUCUGAAAAUUAAAAAAAAAGUAAUUAAAAGUUAGAAGAGUAUUUGUAUACGAUUGUAGGAAGUUUUUAUACGUAAAAAAACUCUUUAAAAACCUCAUUUUCUCGUACUCAAAUUUUUUUAUCAAGUAAAACGUGUCAAAUUUUAAUUAAAUGAUUUUCCAAAGUUUCUGGAUCACUCUUCUAAAAUUAUUUUCUAAUAAUUUGAUUUUUCAAAUAAGAAGAGGAUGGAAAAAAGGAAAGGGUGAAGAACAAUUUAUAAACAGCUGUAAUAUUCUGGAAUAUCUCCAUCACGCUGUUUAAUCCUAAUGAAAGGUUGUCUUUGUUUAACUUGUCGUAUUCUGUGACAUUGAAGGCGCACCAUGUGACAAAAUUAACUGUUCGUCCAGUUCUGUCAAAGAAAAUUGUUAAAUCCAAUUCUAGAGGAAUUGCAUACAUAAUAGAGGUGCUAACUCAAAAUUCAGGUGCGUGGGGGACGUGAGGGGAGAGGGUUACUACUCGAGUCCAACUUUGCUAUGUCGCAAGCGAUUGAACUCCUUAGCCGUUAACUCGAUUAUUUUGCCUCCAUUGAUAUCCGCGUAUUUUUAGAACGGUUAAACUUUGGCUAAUUAUUUUUCAACACAUAAACGGCGAAACUCCAAAACCAACUAUCUUAG